AUAAAUUUUUGAAUUUGAAUCCAAAUUUAUUUCAAAUUUUGUACCAACAGCUUGGAAUGGAAUCGAUAGCGAUCCGAUGACUAGUGAUCGAUUAUUUUCGACGUUUUCCACCGACGAAAGACUCGCUUUAUAUGAGUAUUGUCGAUUGAACACCCGACGUCCCCCGAUACCCAAAGAAUUCACUUCGAUUAUCGAUAUUAAUAAAAAAGAAGAACAUGAACUAACUGAAGAAGAAAAAUUGAUAAGAGAGAGAAAUGCAAAAAGGCGUCGAGUCAAAUACAAAUCCGUGCAUACAGGGAGGAAUAAGAGCCACACUGAAGUGUUGAGGGAGGUUAUAAAGAAUCAAAUGGAGAUGUACGGGGAUUAUUUGACAGAAAAACGUAAAGCGGAAGAGGAAGCGGCUUUAAAAAGGGAAGCGGAGGCUCGAUCCUAUGAACAAUUCCCUCACGUCGAUACUAGAGUCGUGUACGAUUACGGGAUCGAUCCGUUCGAAACAAUCGAUAAUUUCGAGGAUGCUUUCAACGUGAAUUACGAUUAUCGAUCGGAUUUGGGGCCCAAAAUCGAAAACGAACGUCCGGAGGGUAAAAAUGUCGUCGAAGACGAGAAUAAACCAGAAAAAAAAUGUAAUUAUCGAAGAUCGCGGUCCAGGGAGAGGGAUAGGCGCGCCAGGAGUCGAGAUGGUAGGAGGAGGAGAAGUCGUAUAAGGAGCAGGGAGGAUCAAAGGGUUCGUUCGAGACACGAACGGAGGCAUUGAGACUGUUUAUUAAAUUAUUUGUCUAUUUUUUCCCAUAAAUAA
This is a messenger RNA of Diorhabda sublineata, 796 nucleotides long. RefSeq lists its product as uncharacterized. The transcript is spliced from 2 exons. Bases 77 to 754 code for a protein of 225 amino acids. The record is from RefSeq and is a predicted model, not a curated record. NCBI's taxonomy places the organism in Eukaryota, Metazoa, Arthropoda, Insecta, Coleoptera, Chrysomelidae.